AUGGCAAACAACGGCCCAACUAUCAAGACAGAGCCCGGCGUCUCAGACAACGAGGCAUGGGAUGAAGAACGCCUGGAGCAGGCAUUGAAUCAACUGAAGCUUUUACACAUUCAGCUUCGGGGCUUGCGGACAACGAUUCCACGAAUGCUUGAACCUUUGUCGGCGAAGCAGCCAACUCCUCAAGCCAAGUUCAGCUCCUUCAUAGAGUCUGUGGCUGCAGCCAAGAAGGAAGUGCAAGACUUUCAAGAGUUUCGCAAAAGUGAGGAUAUGACCAAGAUCAUGAACCACGCUACGGAGCGCCGAAAGGAGGAGCCCAAUGGCAUCAAGGCCUGGCGUGCGACGGACCAUCCUGACUGGAUGACGGUAGACUCAUCAUCAUAG
Messenger RNA from Colletotrichum truncatum, 381 nucleotides. RefSeq lists its product as uncharacterized. NCBI's taxonomy places the organism in Eukaryota, Fungi, Ascomycota, Sordariomycetes, Glomerellales, Glomerellaceae. The record is from RefSeq and is a predicted model, not a curated record.